Molecule: messenger RNA, 2202 nt
Organism: Grammomys surdaster
Lineage: Eukaryota; Metazoa; Chordata; Mammalia; Rodentia; Muridae
Gene: Slc2a7
Product: solute carrier family 2 member 7
Exons: 12
Coding region: 121-1656 (511 amino acids)
Biological process (GO): monosaccharide transmembrane transport
Cellular component (GO): membrane
Molecular function (GO): hexose transmembrane transporter activity
Source: RefSeq, a predicted model, not a curated record
UCCAGCAGGGCAGCCGGCAGAGCAGGACCCUGUAGCAUCCGAGAGGCACAGCACACCUGUACAUCUACCUCAAUAAGAACAGAGAACAAGGAGACAGGGACACCUCUGUCCUCGCCACACAUGGAAGCGCGCCUCCAGCCCACACUGGUCCUGACUACCCUAAGUGCCUCCUUCGGCUCAGUCUUCCAAUAUGGCUACAACAUCGCCGUGAUCAACACACCUCACAAGGUGGGCACAAGCAACGGAUGGGGUCCUGUCUUUCAGGUCCUGAAGUCGUUUUACAAUGACACGUACUUUGAGCGACACGGAACGUACAUGGAUGAGAAUACCCUGCUGCUCCUGUGGUCUUGCACGGUCUCCAUGUUCCCUCUGGGAGGGUUGCUGGGGUCCUUGGUGGUGGGCCUGAUGGUCAAUAAGUGGGGCAGAAAGGGAACACUGUUGAUCAACAAUGUCUUCGCUAUAACCUCUGCCAUCCUGAUGGGAGUCAGCAAAGUGGCCCGGGCUUUUGAGCUGAUCAUCUUGUCUCGAGUGCUGGUGGGAAUCUGCGCAGGCAUCGCGUACAGUACCCUUCCCAUGUACCUGGGAGAACUGGGUCCCCAGAACCUCAGGGGUACAUUAGGGACAAUGACAGAGGUAUUUGUCAUCACUGGAGUCCUCUUGGCUCAGAUCUUCAGCCUGCAGGCCAUCCUAGGCAAUGCCACAGGCUGGCCAAUCCUCUUGGCUGUCACAGGAAUCCCUGCACUGAUUCAGCUCCUCUCUCUGCCCUUCUUCCCUGAGAGCCCCCGCUACACUCUGAUUGAGAAAGGAGACGAGGAGACGGCAAGACAAGCUCUAAGGAGGCUUCGAGGUCACAACUACAAUGUGGAGGCCGAGAUGGAAGAAAUGCGUACAGAGGAGCGUACCGAGCGAGCCGAGGGUCGCCUGUCCGUGCUCAACCUCUUCACCUUUCGGCCCCUGCGCUGGCAGCUGAUCUCUAUCAUAGUGCUCAUGGCGGGCCAGCAACUGUCCGGGAUCAACGCGGUCAACUACUAUGCAGAUAUCAUCUACACCUCGGCUGGUGUGGACCCCACCCAGUCUCAGUAUGUAACCCUGGGCUCUGGCGUCAUCAACUUGGUGAUGACUAUCGUCUCGGCUGUCAUCGUAGAGCGUCUGGGGCGGCGGAUCCUCCUGCUGUCUGGCUAUGGUAUCUGUGGCUCUGCCUGCCUGGUGCUGACGGUGGCACUCCUCCUUCAGAGCACGGUCCCGGAGCUGUCUUACCUUGGCAUCAUCUGCGUCUUCGCCUACAUCGUGGGACAUUCCAUAGGGCCCAGCCCUGUCCCCUCGGUGGUGAGGACAGAGAUUGUCCUGCAGUCCUCUCGGACGGCCGCAUUCACAGUGGACGGGGCUGUGCACUGGCUCACCAACUUCAUCGUGGGCUUGACGUUUCCAUCCAUCCAGGUGGCCAUCGGGGCCUACAGCUUUCUCAUCUUUGCUGGCGUCUGUCUCCUCACUGCCGCUUACAUCUACGUGGUAAUCCCUGAGACAAAGGGCAGGACAUUCGUAGAGAUAAACUAUGCUUUUGCCAAGAGGAAUGGAAUGGAGUUUCCAGAAGAGAAAGAAGUAACCACGGCCAAGCCUCACACACCUUCUCUGCCUACCAAGGCAACAUCCUUUUGAUGCCUCCGAGGACCCAUACAUAGCUCCUUCUCUGAGAAGGGCUCUUGAGAAUCAGGCCUUCAGGGAGGGUAACAGCUCUGACACUUUGGUGCUCCCAUAGCAACCGGAAGACUUUGGAGAACACAGCCCCGAUUUCCUUGGCGGGGGGGUGUUGACUUCACCAUGAGAGGGAUGGCAUAGGCUGAUGAGGACUUAUAUGAGUGUUGAUUGACAGGAGAUUCUAUGUUAAUUCCAAACCUUACAUGAGGUAUGGUGCUUUUUUUUUUUUUUUAAGCUAAAGCUUUACAAGUUCAGGGUCUUAGCUUCAUGUUACUAUAACAAAAUAACUGGGGCAAUUAACUGAUUUUAAAAAAAAGAUAGGUUGGACAGUAGUGGUGUAUGCCUUUAAUCCCAGCACUCAGGAGGCAGAGGCAGGCAGAUCUCUGAGUUCAAGGCCAGCCUGCUCUACAGAGUGAGUUCCAGGACAGCCAGGGCUACACAGAGAAACUUUGUCUCAAAAAUAAACAAACAAACAAACAAACAAAUAAGAAUAAAAGAUUAUUUGGG